AUGGCGGACGAUAGCAGCUUGAACAAGAAUGCCUCAGUGGGGAGAAAGUUCGGCAAAGGAUUUCUCACGGGAAGGCUGCGGUCUCUUUCCUCUCCACCGUCGCCACUUAAAGUUGAUGUAGCUGCCGCUCUUUUGGCACAAUCCUCAGGUCAAACCCAUCCCGCAAGCGCCAGCCCUGCUUCUGGGGAUACGAUUGCGGACAACAAGUCCUCAGUUCCCAGUAGUCCCGUCACUUCGAGUCCCCUAGGGAGCCCCACCAUUGCCUCCAGGAGACGUGGGCGCUCUGGAAGUACAGCAGCCAGUACGAGGAGAAGUACGAGCGGCCCGCCUGGUUGGGGCAGGAAUAGACCUGUGCAACCCAGUGCACCGUCGUUUCCGUACGACGAGUUUCUGAUGACCGACGCGAAAGCACGGCGGCAGCGAGUUACGCUGAUUGCGUUGGAGAGGAGGCGGAAGGCUGAGAUAAUGGAAAAGGCAAAGGCAAAAACGGCGGCAAGGAGUGGGGGCAUGAAGGAAAAGCUAUUAGGGGUGGUGAGGGGGAAUAAAGAUGAUGGCAGAGACAAGGAGAAGGAAAAGGAAACAAAAAGCGGAUUGAAAUUCAGUUCCCUACUAAAAGGCGGCAAGAGCAAGCGGUCGAAGAUAGAGGAUCUCCAUCUUUUACAAAUGGCGGUCCACGACCUUCGAGUAUCCGCUUCCUGUAUGAUCAUCAAUAACAUCGCCGCGGCGUCGAUACAGAAAACGCAUCCAGCGCUGGUCAAUCGCAUUUUCGUGAAAGCUAUGGUCAACGGUCUGGAACCGGUGUGCAUGAUGAUGCUGGAUAAAGGAUUUCCGCCAGACGUCAAUGCGCCGAUGUAUCAGUCGAGUGGGGCUAAUUUCAGGGCCCCAUCGUAUUUCAUGCUGGCUGUGGCGCUGAGAAUGCAUACGGUGGUGUUUCACAUGUGCCAGAACCAUCGCGUGAAAGUCAACAGUGACUGGUACGGAAUCACACCACUCCACCUAGCCGUCGGCAAGGGAUCAAUUUCCGUCGUCAAUAUCCUUCUCGACAACGGCGCCAACCCCUCGCUCGGCCUAGCCGUCCAGGACUACCUCCUUCUCCGCAAACUCAAACACAUCGUCAUCAAAAACCGCGGAGUUUCCGGCCGGCUUCUAGCCGCUGGCAACAGCGGGACGCUCAACAGCGGAAGCGGAAGCGCCCUGAACGCCAUCCCAUUGGGCACUGCAGGAGGGGGAUUCUACGGCACUCCAGGUACUCCAGGAGGCAGCUUACCUCGGAUGAAACGACGCAAUUCCAACGCUUCUGGCCGGGGGGUAGAGACGAAUCCGAGUCCGACGCUGCUGCCGACCCAGGGCAGCUCGGACUCGCAGACUUCGGUUUUCUCGUUACCGGGGCAGAUGACGAGCGGGGUCGAGGUGCAGGAGAUAUUGCCGCUUGAUACGGCGUCGGUGAUGCAGGAUCAGGAAAUGGUGGGGUUGUUGUUGACCAAGUAA
This is a messenger RNA of Fimicolochytrium jonesii, 1488 nucleotides long. RefSeq lists its product as uncharacterized. The transcript has 4 exons. Gene Ontology annotation, molecular function: protein binding. Bases 1 to 1488 code for a protein of 495 amino acids. The record is from RefSeq and is a predicted model, not a curated record. NCBI's taxonomy places the organism in Eukaryota, Fungi, Chytridiomycota, Chytridiomycetes, Spizellomycetales, Powellomycetaceae.